Molecule: messenger RNA, 2057 nt
Organism: Saprolegnia diclina VS20
Lineage: Eukaryota; Oomycota; Saprolegniomycetes; Saprolegniales; Saprolegniaceae
Exons: 17
Coding region: 38-2002 (654 amino acids)
Molecular function (GO): ATP-dependent diacylglycerol kinase activity
Source: RefSeq, a predicted model, not a curated record
CGACCACGCGCUAAGAACACGCAACUUGGAAUUGGCCAUGUCGUGGAUGCUCUCGAUCGCCGGCGCGGUCGCCGCCAUCGUCGCGUUCUACCUCUGCGCGAACCGCCUCGUGCUCUUCUUCAGCACCUUUAGCUUCCAGGACGGCCCGUACGUCCUCGGCGUCCACCAGUGGCGCAGCAACAACCGCGCCGGGCCGCACUGGUGCAACAUUUGCGAGUCCGUCGCGUACGGCAUCCGCAGCAACGUUGUGAGCUGCGACAUCUGCGGCAUCACGGCUCAUGGCCGCUGCGCGCUGCUGUACCUGCGCGGCGGCGGCCUGCCCGAGCGCUGUGCCUGCAAGGUCGCGGCCGUGCCCUUCGACUUGGACGCACGCGCGCUCGAGCAGCAUGCGUGGGUCAAGGGCAACAUCGAUCCGCUCGACACGUGCGACAUCUGCGGCCUCUUCUGCGGCAGCAUCCUCGCGCUCUCGGCGAUCCAGUGCGCGUGGUGCCAUCGCCGCGUGCACGAGACGUGCUUUCACAAUGGCGGUAUUAGCGCCAUCUGUGACUACGGCCCGCACGAGCGCCUUGUCUUGCCACCCUCGUCGAUCCGCAUCCAGCCCAAGCCAACCGUGCUCUCAUCUGUCAAGUCGGCUGUCCAGAAAAUCAAGUCGCGCGCGCUCCAGCACCGGGACGACGACGCGUCGCCGAUGAAAACACGCUCCGGCACGGUGCGGCAACGCCGGGCGACCGAGACGAACAUUACGCCGCCGCAGUCGUCUGGAGCUACAACGACCGAGGUCGUUGAAGUCGAUACAGACGAGAUGCUGCCGUAUGUCAUUGAGCAGCCCAUCGGAUCGACGCCGCUUUUGGUCUUUAUUAACAGCCGCAGUGGCGGUCAAAUGGGCGUCUACGUCCUCCGGCAGCUGCGCAAGUGGCUCAAUCCCCUUCAGAUUUACGACCUCUCGGUGCCCGGUGGUCCUCGCCCGCCUUUGCUGCAGUUCCGACACGUGACAGCGCUUCAGAUCCUUGUCUGUGGCGGCGACGGCACCGUCGGCUGGGUGCUUGGCGCGAUCGAUGAACUCGUGGCACAAGGCCUGCUGCGUCAACCUCCCGUGGCGAUCUUGCCGCUCGGCACGGGCAACGACCUCGCGCGCAUUUUGGGCUGGGGCGGCGGCUACUCGGACCAGCGCAUUAGCGACAUCCUCUCGGACCUCGAGAAUGCGCACACAUGCCUCCUCGACCGCUGGCGCGUCGAUCUGAACGGCGCCAAGCACUGUGUACUCAACAACUACUUUGGCGUCGGUGUCGAUGCCCAAGUGGCGCUCGAGUUUCACGAGCAGCGCGAGCGGUCGCCGGCGCUCUUUAUGAGUCAGUUUAUCAACAAGCUCUGGUACAGCCGGUUUGGCGCCAAAAACUUUAUCACGCGGACGUGCGCCAAUUUGGAAACCAAGAUCCAACUCGUGUGCGAUGGCGAACCGAUCUUGCUGCCGCCGGGCAUCGAAGGCGUUAUUGUCGCCAACAUCAACAGCUACGGCGGCGGCUCGGUGCUGUGGCACGACAACGACGUCGACAACGAGUAUACGUUUACGCAGCCGCACGGCCAGCAACGCUUCUUUGGACCUGCCUCGAUGCAAGACGGUCUGUUGGACGUCGUGGCUGUCACGGGCACCUUGCAUUUGGGCCAGCUCCAGGUCGGGCUUUCCAAGGCGAUUCGGCUCUGCCAGUGCAAGCACAUUGAGAUCAAGCUCCUCGAGCGACUCCCGAUUCAGAUUGACGGCGAGCCGCGCAUGCAAGAUGCAUGCGCCAUUGACAUUUCCUUCUUCCACCAGGCCUUUAUGCUCGGCAAGACGAUUGAGGAGCGCGACACGGUCGCUCGCCAAGUCGCAGAGACGCUGGAUUGGGCGGGCCAUUCCAAGAUCAUUACUUGGACACAGCGCGACAUUCUCCUCGCCGAGAUCGUUCGGCGUGUCAAGUCCAAGUCGCUGCCGACGAAGCGGUCCUCGGUCGAGUACAACAUGUGAUAAUACCCUCAAAUACGAGCUCGCAACCCCAAUACAAGGGUAUUGAACCAUGCAA